AUGAAGUGGGAAACUAUAAUCCUUUCUCCUACACCUUCUUCUCCAAACUCCAACACCAAUUGGUUGGUUGAAAAUAAUAGGAGCACAAAAUGGACCCCUGAAGAGAACAAACUCUUUGAAAAUGCUCUUGCAGUACAUGAUAAGGACACCCCAGAUCGGUGGCACAAAGUGGCUGAAAUGAUUCCAGGAAAGACUGUGGUUGACGUGAUCAGGCAGUACAAGGAACUAGAAGUUGAUGUUAGCAAUAUAGAAGCUGGGUUGAUUCCAGUUCCUGGCUAUAGCACUGCUACCUCACCCUUCACCUUAGAUUGGGUGAACACUCCUGGUUAUGAUGGGUUCAAAGGAAGUGGAAAGAGAUCAUCCUCAGUGAGACCUCAUGAGCAGGAGAGGAAGAAAGGAGUGCCUUGGACUGAAGAGGAACAUAAAUUGUUUCUACUGGGUCUGAAGAAGUAUGGGAAAGGUGAUUGGAGAAAUAUUUCUCGCAAUUUUGUGAUCACUAGAACCCCAACACAGGUGGCUAGCCAUGCUCAGAAAUACUUCAUAAGGCAACUUUCAGGAGGCAAAGACAAGAGAAGGGCUAGCAUACAUGACAUAACAACAGUGAAUCUCACUGAAACCACCACAACUUCUUCAGAAGACACCAACAGAUCCACUUCAUCACAUGUGCUUUCACAGCAGCAGCCAAAUUCUACUCCAACUACACCCAGAACUCAUUUUCAGUGGAGUAAUCAGUCAGCCACAGGAAUAGCUAUGACUUUCAACCCUGCUCAUGAAAGAGUCUUCAUGUCUCCUUAUGGUGCUAACACCUUUGGGGUUAAAAUGGAAGGACAGAAUCUGCACAAUGAGUCUUCUUACUUGGGACCUCAGACACAGAACAUGGUUUUCCAAAUGCAGCAGCCGUCACAACACUAG
Messenger RNA from Sphenostylis stenocarpa, 912 nucleotides. Lineage: Eukaryota; Viridiplantae; Streptophyta; Magnoliopsida; Fabales; Fabaceae. The record is from the annotation of a GenBank genome assembly.